Messenger RNA from Pistacia vera, 1886 nucleotides. Its product is annotated as UDP-glycosyltransferase 92A1-like. The coding region runs from base 239 to 1753 and encodes 504 amino acids. The transcript has a single exon. NCBI's taxonomy places the organism in Eukaryota, Viridiplantae, Streptophyta, Magnoliopsida, Sapindales, Anacardiaceae. The record is from RefSeq and is a predicted model, not a curated record. Gene Ontology annotation, molecular function: UDP-glycosyltransferase activity.
CUAAAGAUUCAACAAAACAAGCGAAACGACUUUCUGCAGAAUCUUUCCUUUACGUUUCCGGCAGAGCUAACAGGACCGCCUACAGGUUAGCCAUUAAUUAAAUGUCUUUCACCCCCAUCCCCUAUUUCUUCACACUACAACAAACUUGCCAAUAAAUCUAGAUCGGAUUGACCUUAGUAUACUCAUCUCUUCGUCAUCCUCAUCUUCCGGUUCUUGCUUUCUGAUCAUCAACACAACAAUGGCACAAAAGAAAGAGAACAUAGUGAUGUUUCCUUUCAUGGCACAAGGUCAUAUCAACCCUUUACUAGCUUUAGCCCUCCGGAUAGAAAAGACAAAGAAAUUCACCAUAACUUUUGUUAACACCCCUUUGAACAUCAAGAAACUCAGAUCAUUUCUCCCUUCAAAAUCCUCCAUUCAUCUCCUUGAAAUCCCUUUUAAUAGCUCAGAUCAUGACCUCCCUCCUAAUUCUGAAAACAUGGAUUCUCUUCCAUACCAUUUUCUUAUCAAUCUCUUUCAAGCUUCUUUGUCAUUGAAACCCCAUUUCAGGAAACUUAUCUCUAAUCUUAUCCAUCAACAAAAUGGACAAAAAACGGUUUGUAUCAUCUCAGACAUGUUCCUAGGAUGGUGCCAAGAGAUAGCUCAAGAGUUUGGCGUCUUUCAUGCCAUAUUUAUUAGUGGUGGUGGUUUUGGCUUUGCUUGUUUCUACUCUUUGUGGGUAAACCUACCCCAUCGGAGCACAGAUUCUGAAGAAUUUGUCUUGCCGGAUUUUCCUGAAGCUUCUGUAUUUCAUGUUACUCAAAUGACAGAUGUUUUGAGAUCUGCGGAUGGUAGUGAUUCAUAUUCAAGCUUUCUAAGGAAAGCGCUUUCUCAAUGGAGUAAAGCUGAUGGAAUAUUGUUCAACACAGUAGAGGAGAUUGACAAGCUUGGACUAACGCAUUUUAGGAGAAAAUUUGGUCGACAGGUUUGGCCUGUUGGGCCUGUUCUUUUGACCCCGGGAAGCCAAGCUCGAAGCAGAAGAGAUUUUGGAAUCUCUCCAGAGGAAUGUAAAAAUUGGCUUGAUAAGAAACCUUCUUGUUCAGUUAUCUAUGUUUCAUUUGGUUCAAUGAACACAAUAUCAGCAUCACAAAUGAUGCAAUUGGCAAUGGCUUUAGAGGGUUGUGGCAAGAAUUUCAUUUGGGUUGUUAGGCCACCAUUAGGCUUUGACAUAAACUCUGAAUUUAGAGCAAAUGAAUGGCUGCCUGAAGGAUUUGAAGAAAAAAUCAAAGUCUCAGGACGAGGGCUGUUAGUUCAUAAAUGGGCACCCCAGGUAGAGAUUUUAUCUCAUAAAUCUUUAUCUGCAUUUUUGAGUCAUUGUGGAUGGAACUCUGUGCUUGAAUCACUGAGCCAUGGCGUGCCAAUGAUAGGGUGGCCAGUGGCAGCAGAGCAGUUUUAUAAUGUAAAAUUGUUGGAAGACAUGAUUGGAGUAUGUGUGGAGGUUGCAAGAGGGAAGAGGAGUGAGGUUUUUCAUGAAGAUAUAGUGGAAAAAAUUGAGUUGGUGAUGAAUGAGAGAGAGAAGGGAAAGGAAAUGAGAGAGAAAGCUUUACAAAUUAAGGAGAUAAUUAACAAUGCUAUCAAAGAUGAGGAAAAUUUUAAAGGGUCAUCUAUGGAAGCCAUGGAUCAAUUCUUGGACGCUGCAUUGAAGCUGAGGGGAGAAGACAAAGGGAAAAUCCAUGGAGCUCCUUCGUCAGUUUAUGAAGAAAAAUAUUGCAUUUGAAAAACAGAAAAAACAGCCAAUAAUUUCUCUUCUCAACUCCACUUGGAAGAUCAUGCUCCAGGUGAAUGAGGAGAUCCAGUAAUUCGUUUUCCUUUCCUUAAAUUAUUGUAUCAAUUUUAAUUUGUGAGUUAAU